CAUGAUUCGCUCUACUAAAAAUCUCAACCAAAAAAACCUACCCCAAAACCAAACUCUUCCCUUAUUUAUUACGCCAUUGUUGUCAAACAUGUAAAGUAAUUUUGUGAACCAGUAAAGCCUCCCAAUCAUUAUUCACCCAAAAAAAGCCUCACAAUCAUCACAAAACAACAACGAACCUUCCAAGCUCUCACUCUAAAAUUACACAUAAAUAAUAAAUAUACAUAUAUAUGAUGGGAACCGAAGAACAGCCAAAACCAGAGGAACCCAAGCCCAAGUUGGCUGUUCCUUCGGAGACGACAACAGAUAUGGUGAAAAAUUCCAAUGCAUUAUCAGAUCCAAACCCUUCUUGGUUUACCCCUAAAAGGUUACUCGUGAUCUUUUGUGUGAUUAACUUAAUAAAUUAUGUUGAUCGAGGAACCAUAGCGAGCAAUGGUGUAAAUGGGAGUCGUAAAACUUGCACAAAAAAUGGUACAUGCACAGCUGGUACUGGAAUUCAGGGGGAUUUUAACUUGAACAAUUUUCAAGAUGGUGUAAUAUCUUCUGCUUUCAUGGUUGGACUUCUUGUUGCAUCUCCAAUAUUUGCUAUCUUAGCGAAGAGUGUUAAUCCAUUCAGGCUUAUUGGAGUUGGAUUGUCAGUUUGGACUUUAGCCACUGCUGGUUGUGGUUUUUCAUUUAAUUUCUGGUUCAUCAGUGCCUGCCGCAUGCUAGUUGGUGUUGGUGAAGCUUCUUUUAUAAGCCUUGCAGCUCCAUUCAUUGAUGACAAUGCUCCAGCUGCUCAGAAAACUGCAUGGCUUUCAAUAUUUUACAUGUGUAUACCAGCUGGAGUUGCACUUGGCUAUGUUUAUGGUGGAUUUGUUGCAGGUCACUGGAAUUGGCGUUUUGCAUUCUUUGGGGAGGCAAUUGUGAUGGUUCCAUUUGCUAUUCUAGGUUUUGUUAUAAAACCUUUGCAGUUGAAAGGUUUUUCCCCUGCUGGAUCAAAAAAAGCAUUGACUGGUACAGAGAUAGCUGUCAUAGAACUUAAAGAUGACUCAACUGGUAAAGAUGGCAUCCUAUCCGUAAAGGAAGAGUUCAUUGAUCAAAGCUCAAAAGGACCUUCCAAGCUGAAGUCUAGAUCUGCUCUUCUGAAUCAGAUAUCAAGAUUUUUAAAAGAUAUGAAAGUGCUUUUGCUUGACAAGGUUUAUGUCGUAAACGUUCUAGGUUACAUAGCCUACAAUUUUGUUAUAGGUGCAUAUUCUUAUUGGGGGCCAAAAGCUGGUUAUAAUAUAUAUCAUAUGAAAAGUCCAGAUAUGUAUUUUGGUGGGAUUACAAUUGUCUGUGGAAUAUUUGGAACAUUAGCAGGAGGUUAUGUUCUAGAUAAAAUAAAUUCCACGAUCUCCAAUGCUUUCAAGCUCCUCUCUGCAACAACACUUCUGGGAGCUGCAUUUUGCUUUGCCGCCUUCUGUUUUAAGAGCCUCUAUGUUUUCCUAGCUCUUUUCUCUGUCGGUGAACUACUCGUCUUCGCCACUCAGGGUCCGGUGAAUUACGUAUGUCUCCAUUGUGUUAAACCAAGUAUGAGGCCACUUUCUAUGGCUAUGUCUACCGUCGCAAUUCACAUUUUCGGUGAUGUGCCUUCCUCCCCACUUGUUGGGAUUCUCCAGGAUCAUAUUCACAACUGGAGGAAGACUACUCUGAUCCUAACAUCCAUUCUGUUUCUGGCAGCUGGAAUAUGGUUUAUAGGGAUCUUUCUUCACAGUGUGGACAGAUUUAAUGAAGAUGAUGAUGAGCAUCCAGUCACGAUAAUCGACAAGGCAAACAUAACACCGUUGCUUGAAGAGGAGACUGAAGAAAGAACGAAAUCAUCCAGUGAACCAUAAACUCCUUGCCAGUAUAACAAGUUCCCAGUUCUAGCUGGGCCUGACACGUCUUUCAUGUACAUGCCCCCUUGAUGUUUUUUUCUUCUUCUUCUCAAUUUGUAAAUAAUGUUUCAAUGGUGAUUCAAUAGCUUUCAAAUUGUCGAUAGUUUCAAAACAAAUCACAAUGUUUUGAAAUUGAUCCUGUCGGACAGAUUAGAAGGAAUUGUGAAGAACAUAUUGUCUUCCAUCUUUGGCUUUUGGCAUUUUAUUACAGAUCUAAUCUUUCAGUAAUCUGUAGGCAUUUCCUAGUGAUAUAUCAAUCCCAGAAUUUAUGCAGCCCAA
Camellia sinensis is the source of this 2174-nucleotide messenger RNA. Its product is annotated as putative sphingolipid transporter spinster homolog 2. Lineage: Eukaryota; Viridiplantae; Streptophyta; Magnoliopsida; Ericales; Theaceae. Gene Ontology annotation, cellular component: membrane. The record is from RefSeq and is a predicted model, not a curated record. Gene Ontology annotation, biological process: transmembrane transport. Gene Ontology annotation, molecular function: transmembrane transporter activity.